AUGAAUUUCUUUUUUUUUUCUUUUCUGAAGGUCUUUUCUCAACAUGUCUCAUUCUUUCUGUCAUUGUCGAAUGUCCAUUAUCUCUUCUUCUUCUUCUUCUUCUUCUUCUUCUUCUUCUUCUUCUUCUUCUUCUUCUUCUUCUUCUUCUCCUCAUCCCCCUCCUCCUUCUUCUUCUUCUUCUUCUUCUCCUCCUCCUACUCGUCCUUCUUCUUCUUCUUCUUUAACCUCAUCUCGUUUAUUCCUCCUCUUUCUUCUUCUUCACUUGAUGAUUAUCUUAAUUCAUCAUUUCUUCUUCUUCUUCUUCUCCUUCUUCUUCUUCUUCUUCACUUGAUGAUUAUCUUAAUUCAUCAUUUCUUUUAUAUCUUUAUCUUCUUUUUUUUGCAUAUUUCCUCUUAUUCCAUCAUUAUCUCUUCUUUUUCUUUUUCUUUUGUUGCGCUACGAUUUCUUCUGUUUCUUCUUUCUUCUUAUUUUACCAUUUUUUUUCUUUGUCGUCGUUUUUCUUCUUCCUCCAUUAUUUUUCUUCUGCUUCUUUGUCUCCCUGUUCUGUCAUUUAUUUCUUCUUCUUCUUCUUUUCUCCUUUUCUUUUUUGUCUUCUAUCAUUUUGUUUUUUUCUUUUUUCCAUUUUUUUUUCUUCUUCAUUUUCUUCUUUUUUUUUUCUUCUUCUUUUUUCUUUUCUUCUUCUUCUUGAUGAUUAUCUUCUUCUUCUUCUUCUUCUUCUUCUUCUUCUAUUAUUAUUAUUAUUAUUAUUUCCCUUUUUGUCUUCUUUUCCUUUUCCUCCUUCUCCUUCUUCUCCAUUAUUUCUCUUUUGUCUUCUUCUUUUGUCUUUUCAUUAUUUCUCCAUUGUCUUCUUUUCUACUUCUUCCUCCCUCUUCCAUUUUCUUCUUCUUCUUUCUUCUUCUUCUUCUUCUUUCUUCUUCUUCUUCUUCUUCUUCCUCCUCUUCCAUUUUCUUCUUCUUCUUCUACUUCUUCCUCCUCUUCCAUUUUCUUCUUCUUCUUCUUCUAUUAUUUAUUCUUUGUCAUCUUUGUUCUACUAUUUCUUUUUCUUUAUUCCUCUUUCUUUUUCUUUUUUACUCUUCUAUUCUUUCUUUUCUUUUUUCUCCUCUGAUUCUACCAUUUUUCUUCUUCUGUUUUCAUUCACAUACUCUUUUUACUUCAACAUUUUUUUUCUUUUUUUCUUUUUCUUCUUCUUCUUGCUCUGCCAUUUCUUCUUUUUUUCAACUUUCUUUUGCUUACCCUUCUUUUGUUUUCUUUUUUUUUUUUUUUUAUUUUCUUUUUCUUUCUUUUUUCUUUUUUUUUUCUUUCUUUCUUUUUCUUUCUCCUCUUCUUUCCUUUUCUUCUUCUUCUUUUUAUGUGUUACCCUUUAUUUUCCUUCUUCCCAUUCCCCUUCUUUAUUAUUUUAUUCUUUGUCCCCCAUCAUCAUCAUCACAUCUUUUUGCACCACCACUUCGUCCCAUUCUUCUCAAUCGACCCCCCUAUUUUUCCUCCCCGCCUCUUUUUUUUUGUCCCUUUAUUCUCUGUAGUUUAUUGCUGGGAACAAACUCCCAAUCUGUAGUCUUAAAUGAAGAGAAUUCAUAA
Messenger RNA from Acanthosepion pharaonis, 1575 nucleotides. Lineage: Eukaryota; Metazoa; Mollusca; Cephalopoda; Sepiida; Sepiidae. The record is from the annotation of a GenBank genome assembly.